Syzygium oleosum is the source of this 1192-nucleotide messenger RNA. Its product is annotated as putative RNA methyltransferase At5g10620. The coding region runs from base 410 to 892 and encodes 160 amino acids. The record is from RefSeq and is a predicted model, not a curated record. Lineage: Eukaryota; Viridiplantae; Streptophyta; Magnoliopsida; Myrtales; Myrtaceae. The transcript has 7 exons. Gene Ontology annotation, molecular function: methyltransferase activity. Gene Ontology annotation, biological process: rRNA processing.
CGAAGAUAAGAAAGACAGUUCUUUUCCCCCCUUCAAGAAACAUGUUGUCAUGUUAGCUCAUUUCCUGUACUUUGACGAUUAUGAUGAUGCCACUCUCUGUCUCUGUCUCUCCCUAGAAUAUGGAAAUGGCUGUCUCGCUUUCCGUCUCUCUCUUCGCAACGAACUCCAUCCCUUCCCCAGGUUCCUCUCUCUCUCUCUCUCUCUCUCUCUCUCUCUCUCCGUGAGUUCCUGUCGUUUUGGAACAUAAAGUGACCAUUUUGAGGAGACCCCAUUUGGAAACGGCAUUGAAACUCCUGUCUGGCUGGCUUUCAGGGGGAACUGGAAGAUGUAAAUACACUGCUUUUGUUCCACCAAACCGCUUCUGCGGGCGCAGUUUGAAGCGAUUGCUGAGUGAUUCGAAUCGUUUGGUAUGGAACAGAGAACACUUCCAAUACGAGUAUUCACUGUGGGCAAGAAGAGAUCCCCUGCCGUGCAGCUAUUAGUGGACGAGUACGCGUCCAAGCUCCGGCCUUAUUGCGCCGUCGAGGAUGUCCAAGUUCGCUCCAACCCUAGAAAUGCACGUGAGAAGGAGGCUCAAAUUGUCGAUGAAGAUAUGGCAGUUAUGAAUCUUAUUAGACCUGAUGAUUGGGUUGUGCUGUUGGAUGAGCACGGGACAGACAUUGAGUCAGAGGAGAUGGCUGAGUUGAUCGGUGGUGCUGCGGAUAAGGGAGCUUCAAAGCUAUCAUUUUGCAUCGGUGGACCUUAUGGUCAUGGAUCAAAAUUGAGAGAACGUGCCAACAUAUCGAUCAAGUUAUCUUCCCUGGUCUUGAAUCACCAAAUUGCACUUGUUGUGCUGAUGGAACAACUCUACAGGUCAUGGACAAUCCUGAAGGGGCAAAAGUACCAUCACUAGCCAUUCCACCUUUCUAUCUGAUGUUGCUACUUAUGUGGGGAGUGGAAUUUUUAUGCUCUUUGCAUCCUAUGCAUCCUUAAUUUCUUACAUCUAUGUCGAUUUCCAUAGACUUAAGGAGCAUACUUACGGAGAAAGAAAUGUUCUAACAGAGUGCGUGGGGCUGUAGAUCUGCCUUACGUGCCUUAUUUUGUUCGCCUUUCCCAGCCAAUGUUAAGGACAAAUUCUGAGAGAGAUUCAGCGACUCACUUGCUGGUUAACAAAGCCGAAUGUAUAAUGUACUUGGAUUCUGAUCGAGUCGAC